UUUGGGGUUUAGAAUUCCUAGUACUUUAGAGGACUACUCCAUAAAGAAGGGAAGAAGAAACAUAGAAGAAAUUGAAGAAGACUUGGGUUGAGGAAAAUUAUCCCUCUCUUGUACUUCCUUCUCUCUCUUCUCUCUCUCUCUAAAACCAGAAAUUUCUCUCAAAAUCAACUCAUUUAGAAGGGGGAAAUGGGUCUUCUAUUUAUAGGCAAUCUAGGGACGGAGAAGUUUACGGCCAAAAGCUCAAAGAUCGCGAUCGAUCGUGAUCUUCAAAAGUGAGGUCGGAAUCUUAAAAUGUUGACAUCUUGGCUUCAGAUAUGAGGAAAUCGCGGGCUGACUUCGCGGUCAUGAUCCACGAGUCGUGGCAGCGAUCUUCCUCGCGGUCAAAAAAUGUUGUGUUCGUGAUUCAAUUGGGGAAAAUAUCUAUUUCUCCCUGGCUCCUUCCUCGCGAAGUUCGUGCUCUGAGCCCUCCAAUUCACGACUGCGAUCUAGGGCUUCCGGGCCGUGAUCUUCAACUUGAGUUCGCGUUUUUUGUUCCCAGCUGUGAUCUUCAGCUUCCAGGCCACGAUCUUCAGCUUCCUUCCCCCUUGCUACACUUGUGACCUUGUUUUGUGCCUAAUCGCAUAAAUCGUCUAAUGCACCCUAAAAUCACAUCGAAUUCACAUAGGAAUGGAAUAGGGAUGCAAUCGACGAUGUUCAAUCAAUUAUGCACAUGAAUUGGCACGAGACAAACCAUGAUAUGAGGGUUAAAUAACACUAAUUUAGGUGUUAUCAAACUCCCCCACACUUAGGUGUUUGCUUGUCCCCAAACAAACCUACUCAAACCUAAUGCAACAUGAUAGACAAAUCAAUGGGGAAUGCACUCUAGUUCUUCAUUUCUUAAAAAAGAGUAGAAGGAGAUGAAUGGCCGUUACUUUCUUCUUAUUGUGAAAGCACAAACUCUCGGGUGAGCACCAUACCUACUACCUUAGGCCGAACAUUCAAGGUGUGCUCCGGGGAAUUCUCUAACACAAGUAAGCACAAGAACUCUCGAAGGUGCUUUUAUUCUUUCUUACGAUUAGAAGUUGUCGUUUAUUGGUCUCCUUUUCGAACGCUGACCUAUACUGCACCAAGCUUUUGCAAAAAAGCUUUUCUCCCUCUUGGCGAAGAGCGGAUGAAUCAUAGUCUUCCCUUUCAAGGUCACAUGUGGGGAAGUUGAUGGGAGGAUUCGUCUUAGCCCGAGCACCACUUCCCAGCCUGCACUCCACAUUGGGUUCCCACACAUGCCGGGUACAAACGAGAGCUAUCAGGUCUCAUGAAUCGCUAAAAGGUAAUUUAGACCUUGGCAUACGAUUUUGCGAGGAGGAAAGAUGCAUGGGGGAUGGUAAGUACUGAAAGAUGAUCGAGACGCGGUAAAGCAAUCCGAUCCUCAUGCAUAUCCUCAAAGGGCACUCCGAAUCCAUGAGGAUUGGUUGCCUCUCAUGUGAUGCUCAUUUUCAAAAUAUUUUCUCUCUUUUCAUUCUUUUCUAAUAUGCACAAAUCUUUUAAAAUCUUUGAGUUCAAAAAUCAAACAAAACCAAAGAGAAUCCCGCACACAUGUUCUUCCUAAAAUAGCAAACAUUAUCAACUCACAAAAGAGUUGAUAAUGUUCAAAAAUCCGCGAGGAUUGGUUGCCUCUCAAGUGAGCCUCAUUUUCAAAAGAUUUUUCUCUCUUUUCUUUCUUUUCUAAUAUGCACAAAUCUUUUAAAAGUUUCGAAUUCAAAAAUCAAACAAAAACAAAGAGAAUCCCGCACACAUGUUCUUACUAAAAUAGCAAACAUUAUCAACUCACAAAAGAGGAACAAGAUAGUAAAAUCCCUCAUACACCGGUACUCUAAUACUGCAACUAUCUCCUAGCGAGCACAACUCAUCAAUCAUCUAUCAAAUCAAAGCAUAUCGAGUAGGGGGUUUCAAGGAACACGAUGCUUUGGAACCCUCAAAUUUGAAAUUUUUUGGGUGUAGCAUUCAAGGUUCUAUUGUUCCAAAACACAAUAUUUAAGCCAUUCAACACCACAAAACACAGAUAGCAUUCACUCCCAUGAUCAAUCAUCAACGUAUUACAUUCAUAAUCAAGGGAGGCUACUAACGAUUCAUGGCAUAUUCAUCAUGAACUUUUCAAGCAUGCAAUGUGUACCCCCCCCCCCCCUCCCCCCACCCACACACACACUUGAGAGACACAUUGUCCUCAAUGUGGGAGCUAAAGGUAGGGUUCAAGAAGCGUUACCAUAGGUGUUUAUGGGUUGAGUAGGGUGCAUAAGUGUAGGCCUUCAUUAAUCAUAGGUUUGGUUGUAGGUUGGUGAAGGUACACAAGUGUAGGUCUUUGUCUUCCUGUGGUAUUCACAACGAUAAAGCGCAUAAGAUAGA
Molecule: messenger RNA, 2379 nt
Organism: Linum trigynum
Lineage: Eukaryota; Viridiplantae; Streptophyta; Magnoliopsida; Malpighiales; Linaceae
Source: the annotation of a GenBank genome assembly